Molecule: messenger RNA, 576 nt
Organism: Lathyrus oleraceus (garden pea)
Lineage: Eukaryota; Viridiplantae; Streptophyta; Magnoliopsida; Fabales; Fabaceae
Product: subtilisin-like protease SBT2.3
Exons: 2
Coding region: 1-576 (191 amino acids)
Biological process (GO): proteolysis
Cellular component (GO): small-subunit processome; box C/D methylation guide snoRNP complex
Molecular function (GO): serine-type endopeptidase activity; snoRNA binding
Source: RefSeq, a predicted model, not a curated record
AUGGGACUGCUUGAACUUGGUGCUUGGAUUUUGGAGCAGGCAGAGAGACUAUCAGGCAACGAUGAAGUGUCCAAUGUGGUUUUGGUUUUUUCUGUUAGAACAGCGGCUACACAUACUCCACAAUUUUUGGGUAUGCCACAAGGAGCAUGGUCUCAAAAUGGUGGUUUUGAUAUUGCUGGAGAAGGAGUUGUUAUUGGGUUUGUUGACAUUGGAAUAGAUCCAUCACACCCUAGUAUCGGCGACAAUAAAUCUCAACAUCCAUAUCCUGUUCCUGCUCAUUUUUCUGGUAUCUGCGAGGUUACUCGAGAUUUUCCAUCUGGCUCUUGCAAUAGAAAACUUGUUGGGGCCCGUCAUUUUACAGCAUCUGCUAUAACAAGAGGAAAUACUCCCAAAUAUGGUCUGAUAUUCCACUCUUCUUUUAUUGGUCGAGCAUCUGCCAAAAACAAGGGCCGCAUGGCUCGCUAUCUUGCAAACAAAUGCUCUAUUGCAUCUAGGAUUGACUGCUUUUCUGAAAAGGGUACUUCAGCAUUUAGUGAGAAACUCCGUGAGCAAGUUGAGGAGCGACUUGACUUCUGA